Molecule: messenger RNA, 2097 nt
Organism: Oryza brachyantha (malo sina)
Lineage: Eukaryota; Viridiplantae; Streptophyta; Magnoliopsida; Poales; Poaceae
Product: plasma membrane ATPase-like
Exons: 5
Coding region: 1-1773 (590 amino acids)
Biological process (GO): regulation of intracellular pH; proton export across plasma membrane
Cellular component (GO): plasma membrane
Molecular function (GO): ATP hydrolysis activity; ATP binding; P-type proton-exporting transporter activity
Source: RefSeq, a predicted model, not a curated record
AUGGAGACGGUGACGGCGGGUGGGCUCAAGCAGAUCAGGAACGAGGCGGUUAAUCUGGAGAACAUCCCGUUGGCCAAUGUGUUCGUGCAUCUCAAAUGCACCGAGAAAGGUCUCACCACCGACGAGGGCAACGAGCGCGCCGCCGUCUUCGGUCCUAACAAACUUGAGGAGAAAAAAGAGAGCAGGAUACUGAAGUUUCUGGGGUUCAUGUGGAACCCGCUGUCGUGGGUGAUGGAAGUGGCCGCGAUCAUGGCGAUCGCGCUGGCGAACGGCGGCAACCGGCCGCCGGAUUGGCAGGACUUCGUCGGGAUCGUCGUGCUGCUGCUGCUCAACUCGAGCAUAUCGUACUUCGAGGAGAGCAACGCCGGCAGCGCGGCGGAGGCGCUCAUGGCGAACCUGGCUCCCAAGACGAAGGUUCUCCGCGACGGGAGGUGGGCGGAGGAGGAUGCCGCCAUCCUCGUCCCCGGCGACAUAAUCAGCAUUAAGCUCGGCGACAUCGUGCCGGCCGACGCGCGCCUCCUCCAGGGCGACCCGCUUAAGGUGGACCAGUCUGCGCUCACCGGCGAGUCGCUGCCGGUGACCAAGUGCCCCGGCGAGAGCGUCUACUCGGGGUCGACGUGCAAGCAGGGCGAGAUCAACGCCGUCGUCAUCGCCACCGGCGUGCACACCUUCUUUGGGAAGGCGGCGCACCUCGUCGAUAGCACCAACCAGGUCGGCCACUUCCAGAAGAUGCUCCGCGCCAUCGGCAACUUCUGCAUCGCCGCCAUUGCCAUCGGGAUGGUCAUCGAGGUGAUCGUCAUGUACCCCAUCCAGCACCGCCUCUACCGCGAUGGUAUCGACAACCUGCUCGUCCUCCUCAUCGGCGGCAUCCCCAUCGCAAUGCCCACCGUGCUGUCGGUCACCAUGGCGAUCGGGUCACACCGCUUGUCCGAACAGGGCGCUAUCACCAAGCGCAUGACGGCGAUCGAGGAGAUGGCCGCCAUGACCGUGCUCUGCAGCGACAAGACGGGCACCCUCACCCUGAACAAGCUCGGCGUCGACAAGGACUUCAUCGAGGUGUUCGCCGAUGGCGUCGGCAAGGAAGACGUGAUCCUCCUCGCCAGGGCGUCGCGCGUCGAGAACCAGGACGCUAUCGACACCACCAUGGUCGGCAUGCUCGACGACCCCAAGGACGCCCGCCGCGGCAUCGAGGAGGUCCACUUCCUUCCCUUCAACCCCGUCGACAAGCGCACCGCCCUCACGUACAUCAAAGUUGACGACGGCACAUGGCACCGCGUCAGCAAGGGAGCUCCCGAGCAGAUUCUGUCGCUGUGCAACUGCAUCGAUGACAUGAAGAAGAGGGCGCACGCGGUGAUCGACAAGUACGCCGACCGCGGCCUCCGGUCGCUCGCCGUCGCGAGGCAAGAGCUGCCAGAGAAGAACAAGGAGAGCCCCGGCGGGAAGUGGGAGUUCGUCGGGCUGUUGCCGCUGCUUGACCCGCCGCGGCACGACAGCGCCGAGACCAUCAAGCGUGCGCUCCACCUCGGCGUCAACGUCAAGAUGAUCACCGGUGAUCAGCUCGCCAUUGCCAAGGAGACCGGGAGGAGGCUCGGCAUGGGCGUCAACAUGUACCCCUCAUCGGCACUGCUCGGCCAUGGCAUGAACGACUCCAUCGCCCCCGUCCCCAUCGACAAGCUCAUCGAGAAGGCCGACGGCUUCGCCGGCGUCUUCCCAGGCAUGUGUUCUCAUGGCCAUGGCUGGCGGGCUUUCACUCCAUGGAGGUUCUUGGUCUGAACUUCUCGCCGCCGAUGCCCGGGGUCCUUGUAAAUUAUCUCUAGAUCAAUCAAGCUUAGCGCAUCGCCUCAAAUCUUCGACUUGCUUGAACUUUCAGCAUGGAGUUUGUUAGCUUCGCAAUGUAAGUUCAUGUUUGUCAAAACCUGUCGAUCAACUGGAACAAGACUGUCUCGGUUAAGUCUGGUCUCUUGCCUGGUUGAUCGGUGGGCUGAGUUCUAUUGUUGAUUUGAUCUAUUCUAGUUUAAAGUAGUGGUAGUUCUUGAUUAAAUCCUCGCGAGUUCUUCUGUUUAGUUUGAUAACAUGGUUUUGGUCAACUUGGUUCUG